AGCGUUUUUUAAACCGCAAGUCUACUCGCCCUUGUUUAUCUGCUCGUCUGUUGUCCAUUCAGUUUUUUUUUAAUCUGUGUUAUGCGUAGACAGGGUGUUAUGAGUAAACUCAAAUAACCGUUGCGUUGAGUUGAGCAAAGUAUUCAAGGAAGCGUUUGUUUUGUUUCAAGUUAAUAUUUUCGACAAAAGUUUUCAAUACUUACUUUAUCAACAUGACUGAAUGGCUUUUCGAUAUUUUCGGCGACCGCCUAGCCAAGGAAUCUACAAGGAGCCUGCCACGCCAACCACUGUCUAACAAUGAAAACAUUGGCAAAGCAAUUUCUACGGGACCUAUAAAACCGAAUGAACCGUUAAAAAAGGCGGGUGAACCGAAAAAAUCUUUUCUAUCUAAUGCCGGAAGAGCUCUUCGCGACAUCCAGACUCCAGGACAGAAGGUUUACAGCCCUCGAUCUAAAAACGUAGAAUCUGCAGCAAAGAAAAUAAUUACUUCCGAGAUAAUCUACAGUGACGAACUUGAUGAUGAUGCAAAAAAAUUCUAUGAGGAAUUAGAGUUUACUAAGCCUACAUAUAAGUAUGAUAACUACCACACAGAUGUUGUGGAUUACCUCCUAGGUCCUGAACCUGCGGUGCUGACAGAGUCUCCCCCACGCACACCACCGCCCGUCACACUCAACAGAAGCUUGGAGUUUGACUGUUCAUAUGAAGACGAGUUCUUUACUGAUAAUUUUGCAAAGGAGAGUGGUCCCAGUCCAUUUGGUGAAGAUGACUUCCCAACUUUAUACACUGACUAACAUUUGGACUAUGAAAGAUGGCUUAAACUGAAAUGACAUGAAAUUGGUUGAACAGUGUACAACUGUCCAGUAACUGUUGAAAGUUGAUUCCAGACAGAAUAAUGAAAACACACUUCUUUUUAAAUUUAGGGAUUUUAAAUGAUUUCUGCUGUGAUUUACCUACAAAAGUUUUACAUUUUCAGCUGUUACUGUUUAGUGUACACAUAAUUAAGUAUGUUACUUUAAUGCAGCUUGCAUUAUGCUUUGCUAAAUAUGAUAUGUAUUGUAUGAUUGUGAUAUAAAGUACCUACCAAUUGUUUUUGAUAUGGAAAGGGAUUAUACUAUUAAAAACUGU
This is a messenger RNA of Pectinophora gossypiella (pink bollworm), 1125 nucleotides long. RefSeq lists its product as uncharacterized. The transcript is spliced from 4 exons. The coding region runs from base 213 to 791 and encodes 192 amino acids. The record is from RefSeq and is a predicted model, not a curated record. NCBI's taxonomy places the organism in Eukaryota, Metazoa, Arthropoda, Insecta, Lepidoptera, Gelechiidae.